Messenger RNA from Brettanomyces nanus, 1452 nucleotides. RefSeq lists its product as uncharacterized. The record is from RefSeq and is a predicted model, not a curated record. Gene Ontology annotation, molecular function: transmembrane transporter activity. NCBI's taxonomy places the organism in Eukaryota, Fungi, Ascomycota, Pichiomycetes, Pichiales, Pichiaceae. The coding region runs from base 1 to 1452 and encodes 483 amino acids. Gene Ontology annotation, cellular component: membrane. Gene Ontology annotation, biological process: transmembrane transport. The transcript has a single exon.
AUGGUUGAGAGACUCUCCGCAGUGGAAAAUGCCCUCACGUACAAGAUAAGACGAUUUCUCACCGCACACUUUUCAUCAAGUAGUAUAAGGAGGGGCUCGUUCAUAUCCGCCUUGAUUACAUGUCUUGCGGACGCUUCUGUGGUAACCUUCUCUAUAUUCACUCCCAUGUUCAUUGAAAAGCUUAACUAUGACCAGAUUGAUAUCAACAUAAUUGGCGGUGGUAUGAAUGUGGGUCUUUAUUUGACUCUUCCUGCUUUGGGUUAUCUCAGUGAUGCUCAUGGUCCCAUCCUUUUAGCACUAAUCGGUAUGGUUUUAUGUCCUGGCUAUUUAUUUGCUGCAUGGUGCUAUAUGAGUAAUUCAAAUUCUGCUUUCAUGGCGUUUUCUUUCUUCUUGAUUGGUAUCGGUACCUCUUCGGCAUACUUCUGUUCCCUUCUCACGUGUGCCAAAAUUUAUCCCGAUAAGAAGGGUCUUAGUAUCUCAUUACCAGUGACAUGCUAUGGGCUUUCGUCGCUACUUUUAUCGUAUGUUUUCAAGCUGCCUGUUUUCAGAGAGACGAUCGGUAAAGAUAUAUCCAUCAUUAGCACCUAUAGAGUGUUCAUCUUUCUCAGUGUGGCAUACUUGAUAACUGGUUUCCUUAACUCCAUUUCUUCGGUUAUAGUGACGAUUGAAAAAGAGGUCGUGUUCACCAAGUUGGCCGAGCAAGAGGAACAGGUUCAAGAUGAUGAGUCCCAACUUGAAGCUGCAGCAAGAGUUCAGUCUUACAACUCUGUGGACAAUACCUCUCUAAUCAACUCCGAGUUCAUGGAGCCACAGACGCACCAGGUCCGGUUCAGACGAUUCCUCAAAGAUCCUACUAUGCCUCUUUUGUACGUGGUUGUUUUCUUUCUUAUAGGAACUCAAGAACUCUUUAUUUCGAAUUUGGGUUCUCUCACAAAGGUGGUUGGUUAUUCUCAUAGAGAUGAUAUAUCCGAACAGGUUGCCUUGUUCAGUGUAUUUUCAACGCUUGCCAGGCUCGGGGCAGGAUUUCUUAACGAUUUCUUUGGCACUUACAAGUCGACUGUUCGUCUGACGGUGGUUUCUAUAUUGAUGACCAUAUUGGCGUACAUAUUAAUAGCCAUCAACUUUAGAGACUUUGCUGUGAUCAGUUCCCUAAUGGGUCUCUGUUAUGGCUCUACAUAUACAUUAUUUCCGACCUUGGUUGCCACAGUCUGGGGGGUUGAUCUGAUGGGUUCUACCUGGGGCUUGUUUCUUUCUGCUCCGGCUAUAGGCUCGCUUGUUUUUGGACUUUUCUAUGCCUAUCAGUUCGACUCUUACUGUGAGAUACAGUCUAAGACAGCUCUUACUUACUGCCUCACAUUUCCGUUCACUCUAUUUGCAUCUCUUUGCGUUGUUAGUGCGAUCUCAUUGUUUUACUGUUACAGACGUUACUGGAUUAGCAGUUUAGAAAUCUAG